Molecule: messenger RNA, 6242 nt
Organism: Salarias fasciatus (jewelled blenny)
Lineage: Eukaryota; Metazoa; Chordata; Actinopteri; Blenniiformes; Blenniidae
Gene: lrrc38b
Product: leucine rich repeat containing 38b
Exons: 2
Coding region: 940-1815 (291 amino acids)
Cellular component (GO): voltage-gated potassium channel complex
Molecular function (GO): transmembrane transporter binding; potassium channel activator activity; voltage-gated potassium channel activity
Source: RefSeq, a predicted model, not a curated record
AGGAGAGGGCAUGAGAUAAACCGUGGUAGAUUCAGAGGCAGACAUUGGAUUGGCAUGGCUGUGUGCAGCUCUGAGCUACAACCUGCAUCCACGAGGCUCCUGCCUGGACGUUUGGAUUCUUUCUCACUCAGCCUCGACACGAAGCUGGACAGCUUAACGCCGCGCCGGGCUUUGUUUUUACAGCAUGUUGCAGGGCAUUGGGAGAUAGAGAAGGAAUAACAAAGGGGGUGGGGGGGACAGCCUUACUCCACACUUGAGCGAUGUACCGCGAGCUUCUCUCUCUCUCUUUUCAGACCAUCAGGCAUUUCCACACAGAGACCUGGGACUAAUGGAGGGAUGCAACGAUGUUACUCUUUGCUUGUCAUGCUUGAAUCACAGUCUCUUAUAUCCUUUUGUGUCAGAGACCUUAUUGUCUUUGUCUGUCACUGCCGCCGGAUCAACUGUGGGGUAGUGUGGCGGACAGAGCCUCCUCCUCAACCCCCCUCUCCCUUGUCUGUGCCCCCGACUUCUCUUGACUCCCAAUUUGCUCGUGUGUAUUCACCUCUUCUAAGCUUCCCUCCCCUCUCUGCCAAGCUCGGUCUCUCUUGCUCCCCCGCUGCAUACGGCGUACUAUCUCCCUCUCUUUGUUCAUUCAAAGCAGGCAGGCUGCUAUUCUACCCCGGCGGCUUGCUACAUGAUCUCCUGGAAAACAUUUUUUUGCCGCUGCUCCGCUGUCUCACAGUUCCCGAGCCCGUCCAGAAAUCCAUCUCUGUAAUGACAGGGAUGUUCCUCCAGCAGGACUGAGCCCCUCCACCCCCUUCACUUACCCCCUUCCCCUUCCUUGCCCCAGUCUCCUGCCCCCUGACCCCUCGUCCUCUUGUUCUAAACCUGCACCCAUUCUCUUCCGUCUGCCCUCACCCCAAGCCUCUUUCUCCUGUAACUCAUUUCACCCCCUUGACCAUGUUGCCAUGUGUCUGCUGGCUUCAGCUUAUCCUCAUCUUGCUGUCCUCUGUCUUAUGGACCCGGGGGGAAAACUGUCCAGUGACCUGCUUGUGUCCAGAUCCUCACACUGUGGACUGCAGCGGCCGCGGACUGACCCGUCUCCCCGAUGAGAUCCCUCUGGAUGUCCGAAGGCUUUUGCUGGCCGACAACUGGAUACCCCGCAUCCCUUCGGACUUCCUGGUUCUGUACAGUGACUUGGUCUACUUGGACCUGCGGAACAACUCCCUCUCUCACAUAGAGCCGGGGACCCUCAGCACCUCUUCCAGGCUGGUCUUCCUGGACCUGGGCAGCAACAACCUGACCGAAAUCCCCAAGGGGACUUUUGGGGAGUCCCGGAGCUUGAUCAAACUACGACUGGGAAACAACCCAUAUCUGAGCAUGGUGAACGAGGACGCUUUCCUGGGCCUCACCUCGUUGAGAGAACUAGAACUGGAGCGUAAUGCGCUGUCCACCCUGAAGGUGGGGGCACUAAGUCAGUUGCCCUCCUUGCGGGUGGUGAGACUAGAGGGCAACCCCUGGCUGUGCAAUUGCAACUUUGCCAACCUGUUCACAUGGCUGAUGGAGAACAGUCACAAGCUUCCAAAUGGGGUGGAAGGCAUGGAGUGCUCCCUCCCCAUGGACGGCAGGCGCGUGUCGCUGGCCCAGCUCUCGAAGGACAGCUUUCGGGAGUGCCAGGCCACGCUGACUCUAACCGACCUGCUCAUCAUCAUCUUCUCCGGGAUCUCGGUGUCCGUGGUGGCCAUUAUGACCAGCUUCUUCCUGGCUUCUACUGUUCAUUGCUUCCAGCGCUGGAGUAAAGGCACCAAAGGAGACGAGGAGGAGAGUGAGGAGUGAGGAGGAUUCAUGGCGUGAGGGCCGGCUGCGGUCCUGGUACUUCAGACGACGACAGGACGCCGGAGGCAGCGCGCGCUCAGCGCUGUCGCCUUCCUGGUGAAAAGCCAGAACUGCUUGACAUGUUCGCCCCGGUACGGUUGCAGUUGUUCUUUUUGCACAUGGACAUCUGAAAUAAGGUAAUAAAGACAUUCCCACGGAAUGAAUCCCAUUAAAGGUUAGAGAGUGUGCUACUCCACUUGCAAAAUGUCACUAUAGAGAUCAUAUUUUUGACUGUGAGCGUCAUUUACGGCUACUGAGUCUGAGCUCCGUGACACAGGCCGACACUUACACACCUUUAUAUCGAAAAGUAAUAGAACACGGUGUUACUGCAGUUCUGUCACAUUAGUCUUAGAAGAAAAUAAAAUCUGCUCAUGUUGGAUUUUUGACUCUGGAAUUUGAAAUCCUGUGAAACGCCAUCAAACAAAAAAAGAUUUCAACACCCUAUGAACCCGUGAAGUUAUACCGACCAGUGACCUCAGUAUUUAACUGCCUACGACGUGUUUUGCUGGCAUGUCCAGCGAUACACUGUCUCUUUUAGAAAAGCCUCACUAACACUGCUGCAAAGUUGUUGGCAAGCACUGAAGAAGGCAAACACAGUUUUCCCUUCUGCAUGUAGAAUUACACAACGGCAGGCAGGUCAGAUGAAUCCAGAAUGAGCAGAGAUGCACUGCAGGCACAGAGGCUUUCCAGUGGGUCCACACAUUGUUUCAGCCAUAUAUCCAAUAUAUAACCACACGUAUAUGUACGAAAUAAACAGUGUACAGUCAAACAAACCUAGAAACCCAGAGGAUAUAUUGUAUAUUCCUUAGAUUGAAAACUGUGAUCUGUUUAGAGAGAAUUUCAUAAAAAUAUCUAUCGUAUAAUCCUGAAAAUUACGGCGAACACAAUAUUAAAAUAGAACAUAUAUAGAAUUAUUGUGUCAAAUAUUGCACUUUGAUAGAAUGGUGACGCUAAUAUCGGCACACACCCCCAGAUCGACGAAACCUUUGUAGACUGGUACCGUCGUCAUCUGCCAAAGAUUAGGUUCAGGUGGAGGAGCGAUCGCUCGUAGGGAAUUAACUGUGGAUGAAGAGUCACUUCGUGAGGUGGGGACAGCUCCUUAACAAAAGCCAAAUCACACUCGGUCUUCUCAUACUGUACUCGAAUAAGAUUGCUCUCCAAAGAUACACAUCUCUCCUCGUCUGUCUGCGACUGAAGUAGCCGUUUUGCUCAGCUUCCCACGGUAGUUCUUCACACACUAUUUCAACAGAUCAGAGGAAGUUUACACCGUGAAGGUGGCGACCAAAAGCAAAUGAUCUGCUGUCUUUACGACAUCUGUCAGCGCGUUGCCUCUUUACUGAUGUGAGAUUCAAUGAAGUCUCAUUAAAAUCAUUCAUGAUCUUUAGUGUAGUGACAGUGCAGUCUAAACUUCAUAAAUCAAUGCACUGAACAUUGUGGCUACGUCUUUGUUAUUUGCAUUCUGUAUUUUCUUUUUUUUUUUUUUUUUAAUUGACCCAGAUGAAGAUUUUGAAUGCUUAAAACAAAACUGGACGAGUUAAGGUGUGUUGUAUUGCUUCCCCUCGCUCGUGUAAAGGCUUGGAUAAUUCAACAGAACUGGGAUACGAAGCGAAAAGAAUGUCAAACACUCAAUGCAAACAAGUGGAAACCAGAAAAAGAGCCAUGAGCAAACGGAGCCAUCGUUUCUGUGCAGUGAAAAGAGAGUGGUUCAGGAUGUUUCCGUCCCUUUAGACCAAGUCAUAACUCUGAAUGUGCGGCGAUCUCAAGCACAUUUUGUGGAAAUGACAAAAGGAAAAAUUUAAAUGUGGCCUUAUUUGCUUGUGUUAUUCCUCCUUUGUAUCGUCAUCUAUGAAAGCACAAAUAUUUAGCAGGUAAUUAAUGUGCACACUUGUGAUGGGUGUGCUUCACGCUGUAUGUUGGUAACAAGCUGUACUGUCAUGCUGUGCUUCAUCCAUGUGUGACGUUACAUGUUGUGUUGAAAACGGCACAUCCAGAUGGGAAGUGUAAGAUCUCCAGUGUACGGUCGUUGUGUAUUUGGCAGAAUUGAAGCGAUGAGGAAACCCUGCAGACACGUGACCCCUGGGAGAGAAUAUCUGCCGACCUUUGAAACAUCCUCUGUUGGACUGUCUGAGCAGGAUUCAUCGUGUGAGCCGUCAAGCUCUGUAUUUAUCCACAUGAAGGUUGGACACCAAUUAGAAAUCAGAGAGAAAACUAUUUUAAAAAGUUAUUUUCAUGUGUUUUUAAGCCAUUUUAUUGAUAUACUAUUCAUUCAAAGAAAAAUGUUAUGAUUUGAGAUUUUCACUGAACAAAAUGUGCUUCCUGCGAUGAAGAUUUGGACGGUUCACUGGGACUCAGCAUACUCUGGCUUCGGAUGUCACUCAUUAACAUUUUUUAAUCAUUUUCGAACCACUCAAAGAAAAAUCAGGUGAUGGGUCAAAUAAUCAUGAGUUGCAGCCGAGCACUAGGAACAUUUCUCAGGAGUUCAGGGGGUAUUUUUUCAAAAAACGAAACAAAAUCGGUGUAGAAGUUCAAACACAUUUAAGACCACGAGAACAUCUCAGUGGAACCAAAAAAAAAAAAAAAAGACAACAAACCUGAACUUAAAGUGACGACAGCACUUCAGUCCAGAGAAGUCAAAACUCCAGCACUUCCUGCCAAACCUCAGUUACUAUAGUUGCCAAAUCAGUUGUUUUCUUGAGAUUAAUGACUUUGGAAAACAAGAAGCGGACUGUGAGGAGCGAUUCAGACGAGCUGUUUAACUGUAGGAACCUUCGGUUUUAUGUUACAAUGUGUGAUUUUAACUAUUAAUGUCGGGGACCCAGGGUGGGACUUGAGGUGAAAGCAGAAGCAGGGAUUUAUUUGAUGAGUAGAUUUAAACAUGAUUCGAGUGGAAAAAGACAAAAGUAUAGUCGUAACAAGACAGGAUUUAAAAUAUGUGUUUAAUUUCCAGAAUUUUCAAAUUGUCAAAAAAGUAAUGCAAACAGAAAAGUAAUACCGUGAAGCAUGUUCUGUUGUGCUUGUAGCAGACUUACGUUUGAGAUCAAAAUAAGUUAGCGGAGGGUAUCUGGCAUCCAAGGAGCAGAUCAUCAUGUACUCACAAAUAAAAGCACGGGCUUUCAUCAGAGCUUCAUAGUAAAAACAAAAUAACCUCUCAUUGUUCCAUAAUUCACAACUCGAAUAUCUAAAACACUGUCUUCAGAUCAUAUUUUUUGAAGGUUUUCCCACCACUAGAUGCAAAAGGGUAUUUUGGAUUUUUAUCAUGUUAUUUAUUUUACGAGAACCGAGGAAAACAGUGAUGCUAUGAGAUGAUUACGUUGCGUAUUGUGUUACUUCUGUAAUUGCUGCAAACUAUGAAAGAAAAACGGAUUUGUCGGAUCCAGCAGCAGUGAGAGUAGAAGGCAGUGAAAGAGUAAGUCCAUAGAUCUGUUAAAAGACAGUCCUGGAGGGGGAUGCCACUGAAUUUUAUAUUCCGAGUCGGUUAUAGCUAUGUUUUAUGACAGCUUAGUCACAAUUAAUGAAUACCAUCUUGUGUUGGUCAUCGCCAGAAAGGAGGUGCCCACAGUUUUAUGUUCACAUGGUUUGAAUGAGAAUUUAAGGAGACGUUGACAAAUGGAAACGAUCUACUUUUAAAAUCCAGACAGGUUUCACUCGUGUUUCAAGAGAGGUCCAAGUCAUCAUAUUCUAAGAACAAAUCUAUGGAUUUUUCUUCUCGUUUACAAUCAACACCAAGACAGAAAAUGACACUAAUUAAAUUAUUUUAUUUAUUUUCCUUUGAGUUUUAAUGAGCUUCUGUUUAAUCUGAUAACUGAAGGUACAUAUCUGAGUCAGCGGAUCAGAUGGAGAGUUUUUAUACACGUCAUUAUCGCCUCCAACUACUGUGUAGUUACUGUACAUUAACAGAUUAUUAUGUUAGCUUAGCUGUCAGCUUGAAGCAUAUGUUAGCAUGACAAUUUCCUUUCUCUUUACUCAUUUUAUUAAGUACUAUCAGCACAUUAGAGCAUGCACUGUUGAGUUACCUACAGUAUAAAGUUCAGAUUUAUGUCUAUUUUUCUAUUACACCUUUCAGAAUGAAGCAUUUCUUUACAAUCGUCAGCUCCUAAAAUAAAAUUUCUGGCAUCGUGCAACCCUGAGAGCAGAGGCAGUGGCUGACUACUUUCAUGCAGUUUGUCUUGAUAUUGCUUUAGAAAAACCAAAACUCAUGUUAUGUUUUGUCGGAUAAAUGUCAGAAUGGCUCAAAUCUGAUUCGAGUGAUGGAAGAGAGUGUGACGAUGUUGCUGCCGCUGAAUGCAUUUCCAAAUGUCAAGCAGACACUGUCUAACAGACCUUAUGUGUAGCUGUAUGUUGAUGUUUGGUUAAAAAAAAAAAUAUGAAUAAAAUCCUUUUUUUCUGUC